Messenger RNA from Marchantia polymorpha subsp. ruderalis, 2324 nucleotides. Lineage: Eukaryota; Viridiplantae; Streptophyta; Marchantiopsida; Marchantiales; Marchantiaceae. The record is from the annotation of a GenBank genome assembly.
UCCCUCGCUCGCUCGCUCGAUCGAUCGAUCAAUCGAUUGCUCGAUCUCUCGAUUCCGCAGCCCACAAUUCGCAUCUGCCGGCGACGAGCUGAUUGUUGGUCGUCGUUCUGGAAGAGGUUUGCGAGCUGAAGCCGGCGGAUUGAUCGAUCGGAAGGGUCGGGGAUGCUGCGGGGCUGGGCUGAGCUGAGCUGAGCUGCGGGGGCAGGCAGGCGGGGCAGAUUCUUCGUGUCCGGAGGGAUUCGUGCGCCAUGGGUUCUGUUACGGCACGGCUCUGGGGCGCUCGAGGGUUCGUGGGGAAGAGCGAAUCGAGCGAAUCGGGGUGCAAUGCUGCAGAUGCGCUGUGCAGAUGAGGACUGUCGCAGCGCAACCCUACGGCAGCACGAGGAGGAGGAGGAGCGACGGAGGGGCAUUGCCACCGCCGGGCUGACGAUGUAGGGUUGGCUGCAGGGUCGGUCCUCGCGAGCUUCGUCCGAGCUGCUGAGUGCGGUCGCUGCUGCAGGGGACUGCGUGCCUUCGCAGUUGUUGGACUCUACUCUACUCCUCUCAUGGCCGAGGCUUCUCUCAUUUGCAGUCCUCCUGAGAUCAGGAAGCGCAACGCCCGUGGCGAGCACGGAAGCCGAACGUAGUGCAAUUUGAACUGGAGCUGUCCGUCUGUUUCAAAAAUUCCGAGGGUGGACACGGACCGAGUCUCUGGAGAUCACAUGGAUUAUGAAAUGGACUCCAGGGUGUGGAGAUAUUUGCCGGUGGACUUGCUGAUGGUCGUCUUGGCGUACCUCCCACAUCGGACCUUGGCGAAGUUUCGUCUGGUAUGCAAGAAGUGGUGCGAAUUCUGGGACUGCUCUCAGUUUGGGAUGCUGCGUUCUCAGAGAGCUCCUCGGGAAAAGUACGUCCUCUUCAUCAGGAAUUACGCCAACAGUCAACCGGAAAUACAUUACUACGAUCCCAUGCUGAACAAAUUAAUGAAUUCACCACUCAGGUACUUCCCCAGUCAGGUGAAUCACCUGGUGCUAGCUACGUCGAGAGGAUUGCUAUUCUCAGUCCAGUUUCCCAGUCCUCGAUGCACCAGCAAUUUGGGAGAGUGCGCCGGGGGUUGUUGGCCCCACCGUGGUUGUGACAUGAUUGUGUCGAACCCUCUGCGAAAGGAUUGCGCGAGGGUGCUACCGGCCAGGUUGUACAAUUGGCCGCUCUGCGUGGUGGGGAUGAUUUCUGACACCGACGGGUACAAGAUCAUCAUGGGGAAUUCCGGAAAUGGAACAGAGAUCUAUGACUCUGUGAGCCGGUCGUGGAAACUCAUUCCCAGGACUGACGACUCCACAACUCCAUUGCCCAGAAUAAAAAACUCAGCUGUCAUUUCCAGAAAUGGAUGCCUUCUGUAUGUGGGAGUGCCGCUUUACAACCAUCAUCAAUGGAAUAUAUCUCCGGAUGACCUUCAUACGGUCUGUGUAUUUAACCCAACCAGUGAAAGGUGGAGCUUUUUCGACUUGCCUCACUCCGAAGUUGGCUGGAAGAGCAUCCAACUGGAAGAUUGCGGAGGCAGGCUGUUUCUGGUGUGUCACAAGAACCCGACUUCGCAUGCCACCGAGACGUUCUCAUGCUAUGCAGACGUGUGUGUGUGGGAGCGGUUGGGACAAGAUCCUGUCACUGGCUUUUGGGAGGAACAACUAGCUCCAUCUCCGGACUCGCUUCACUUCCCUGUGCACAAUCUUAAUGUUGUGGCAGAAUACCUCACCGUGCCCAUGAAGUCUGAAGACUUCCUCUGCUUCUCGAGAGGUGUACAAGGAGCUGUGUUCAGCUUUCAAGAGGAAUUUCAACAAAUGAGUAUCUACAAUCCUACGCUGAGCAGCUGGUGGUCCACUAUGGAUCGCUUCUGUGAUCACUCUGAGCACGAGUCUUUGUUUGAACCCAUAACGGAAUACAUGCAUACGACCAACGAUUUUCAUUUGUACAAUUUACUGUAUGAAGCACUCAUGAAGUGUCGGAUAAUGGAUAGGGAGCUUGGAAACUUUGGUGGUCAUUCUAGAUAUUCUGCGGACUUGCUCUUUGAACCCAGAAUCGAAGCGCUACCCUAGUUUGGUGUCGGCCACGGGUGGACCACUGGAACUCUGUUCCUGCUUGAUUAGGCCCAGAGUUCAGCUUCAAUAGGUGUGUAGCAAUUUUGAUCGAUCUGAGGACAAUGUAAAAUAUGCACAGCAAUUAGUUCCUGAUAUAAGCCUAUAGAGACGCGUUAAUUGCGUUGUAGAGUGUGCACAGACCUUUAUGCGUCCUGUUUAUAAACGGUGAAUGACUUGCACUCAGUUAUGAAUGAGUUUCCAAUCUCGUCGGCU